GAGAACGGGUCUGUGAUAAGAAUUUGGUCCUAGGGUCCCUACAGCUGGUCCACUUAGCAGCCUCUCCAAAUCACCGGAAGUUAUCAGCUCGCAGUUUAGGGCUCAUGAAUAGAGAACAAUACAACAACCCUGACCUAUGACCAGCUGGCUCUUUCCUCACUUUUGCCCACUGAUCGAUAUGUAAACCGUCGAAACACCAAGUUCACUUCGACACAAUCUUAUCUAAACAAGUUUUUCGUCCGCGAGACCCUUUUUCUCACUUAUUAUUCUCCCAGUGGACAAAAGAACAAAAGUGAAAUUGAAACUAUCAAUAGAAUCAUAAUUUAUCGAUCAAGAUUCGUAUGUAAAUUUCAGGAGGAUAAAGAAGACUUUCGAGGCAAUUUUUAAAGGGAUCAUAACAAAAAAUUUUGGAAGGAUUUAUAGGGAAAAUCUGAAAAGAUGAUCUCUUUUUAGAGAAUACGGAACAUUUUUAAGAAGGUGAGAAAAAUAUUGAUUGCUGGGGAUGAGAAGAGAUCUUUGAAUGAAGCCUGAAUAGUAAAUAUAGACCUAGAACCACGCGGACUUUCAGUCAAUGAAACAAGGUGACAAUAAAUGGAGGUCUUAAUAAAGAAUCUUUGGGAGCAAGAAAGUAUUCGUUGAGAGAAAAUAUUUAUUUUAUGAAAGUAUUACAAGUGUUAAGUGGAUUGUGAUAAGAAGGCCGACGGAAAUUAGAAGUAUAUUUUUGUAUUGUAAACAGAAAGUGAUCGGGAGUCAAGGAACUUUAGUGCCGCUCAUUAAGUUAAACUUCCAAGGACUUGAAACCGAACUGUAGUAACUUUUAAGCGAAUGUGAUUCGAAAAUGGCGAAAACAGCAGCAGAUUACGUGAAGGCUAUCGAGGGAGGUAUCCCACCAACACAGGUAGUAGAAACAAAAGUCUACAAACGAAGAUGGCUGAUUUUGGCGAUAUUUGUCCUUUACAGUACCAGCAAUGCAAUGCAAUGGAUUCAGUACAGUAUUAUUGCAACUACAGCGGCAAAUUAUUACAAUGUUUCCACAUUUGCAAUCGAUAUGACGAGCAUGAUUUACAUGAUAAUGUAUAUUCCAUUCAUUUUUCCAGCCAGUUAUCUUCUGGACAAAUUUGGUCUUCGAUAUGCGGCAAUUCUUGGGGCGGUUGGGACAGCUGCAGGUUCUUGGAUUAAAGUUUUUAGUGCGGUUCCGGACCGAUUUUGGGUAACUUUUCUUGGUCAUUCAUUGGUUGCUGUGAGUCAAACAUUUAUUCUUUCGGUACCAGCUCGUCUUGCAGCAGUUUGGUUUGGACCGGAUCAAGUCAGCAGUGCUUGCAGCAUUGGAGUCUUUGGAAAUCAAUUAGGAGUGGCAAUCGGGUUUUUAUUUCCACCGAUGUUAGUCCCGGAAAGCAAGGAUACAGAAAUUGUUGGAGAAGGAUUGCAACUUAUGUUUUACAUAGUGGCCGCAUUCACAACGACAAUCUUAGUCCUUAUAUUAUUGUUUUUUAAGGCUGAACCACCUCUGCCUCCUAGUCCAGCUCAGGCUGUUCAAAGAGAUGCGGAAGUUACCGAAAGCUUCUUGCAGUCAGUCAAGAGGCUCGCUACUAAUGUUGGUUAUCUCCUACUUUUGCUAAGCUAUGCAAUUAACGUUGGCAUUUUUUAUGCCAUUAGCACCCUCCUCAGUCAAAUUCUUGACAAUCAUUACCCACACUCUAGUAUACAUGCAGGAAGAAUUGGAUUGACGAUAGUCUGUGCAGGGAUGUUAGGAUCCGUUAUGUGUGGAGUAGUUUUGGACAAGACACACAAAUUCAAGGAAACGACUCUUGGCGUCUACCUGUUUUCUUUAGUGGGUAUGAUCAUCUUCACUUUCACGUUGGACUGUGGAAAAAUUUAUGUCGUCUAUUUAACUGCUGGACUAUUGGGAUUCUUUAUGACGGGUUAUUUACCAGUGGGUUUCGAAUUCGCAGCAGAAUUGACCUAUCCAGAACCGGAAGGAACAUCAGCAGGUUUGCUAAAUGCAAUGACCCAGGUCUUUGGAAUUGCCUUCACUUCAAUUUCCGGAUUUCUUAUUACUGAAUGGGGCGAUUUUUGGUCAAAUAUUACUCUCUGUAUAACGCUCGCCCUAGGGACAAUUCUGACCAUGAUCAUUCCCAACGAUCUCAGAAGGCAGAACGCCAAAUUCUAAGUCAACAUUAUAUCUAUUUUAAAAAGCACACACUUCCUAGUUGCUGGAAAAGGUAACGAAAACAUGAAAUUCGAGACAAUAGCACGAAGUUGCAAAUACUUGCCAAAUGUGCCAAUUUUUUGAGAAGGGAGGAUAAAACAUUCAUCGUUGAAAACGAUGCUUUAAAGAAAUAAUAAUUUCUUUAGAGAAUAUCACGAAACAAACGAGACAAUAAUAGAUUACAGCGAAUUUAAAAAUGCAAGGCCUUUUUUCUAAGGCAUUUUGAGAAGAAGAAUUCUGAGACUCUAAUACUCAUUUAUAAAAAUGGUUUAUUGAAAGAGACUGUUCGGAAGACCAUUAUUUUUUUUUCUAAAAGCAUUAGUAUUGUGAACAAAAUAAUUGCCGUCCGAUACAGUAAGUUUCUUCCAGAAAGGCUUCCUGUCCAAGAAUUGCAUUUGCAAACGUGUUUAGUGAACUAGAUAAAUGUCGUUUAACUCUACAGUUCUAGUUUUGAUAGAAUAGAUUUGAAUCUGACUUUAGUCCGGUAAAGUUUAGUUUAGAAAGGACAUUGUGACCCAAAAAUAAUCUGAAAGUCAUUUUGUAGAAAAAAGAUAAUAUUUUUACAACAUUAACCACAAGAUGUGAUAAAUUCUAAAGAUGUCGAAAUUCACAAAGAUUCUACAUAUUUUAGUAAACCAAUAUAAUUUGUUUCGGGCCCCUUGGAAUCGAGGAAAUAAAGAGCACAUCUCAAUUUCAGAAAUUAAAAAAUGUAUUUAAAGCUAUUUAAAUGAUUUACUACUUAUUUCCUUGAUUCUUUUGUAAAAUUCAAGUUCAAAUGUCAGAAAGAUACCCUGUAAAUAUGUAUGUUUGUAUUCCCGAAUUGCAAUUAAUUGAACGAGAUCUCGAUCCGUCGCAUAUUUUUUAAUGCAUGUAAAUGUUAGAUAAAGAAUCGAAGUCGAAUCUUACAAUUAGAAUAAAUGUGCGUUAAAGGCUCGUAUUGUACGGGACCAUCUGUUAAAUCGAGAAUCCUGCUGACGAUAUUAUUAAGUUGAUCGAUUCGUCAAAUUGAACGAAAUUGAAACGAUCAGAACAGUGCGUCACGAUGUAAGAAUAUUUUUAUUUCUACGGCGCAAUCUUGUCUUGAAAAAAUUUUAUACUCCACCCAGUGGGCACACGCGUUAAAGAACAUCUUUAGAACGGCUUAAAAAU
Belonocnema kinseyi is the source of this 3358-nucleotide messenger RNA. Its product is annotated as feline leukemia virus subgroup C receptor-related protein 2. Gene Ontology annotation, biological process: heme export; transmembrane transport. The coding region runs from base 839 to 2170 and encodes 443 amino acids. Lineage: Eukaryota; Metazoa; Arthropoda; Insecta; Hymenoptera; Cynipidae. The record is from RefSeq and is a predicted model, not a curated record. Gene Ontology annotation, molecular function: heme binding; heme transmembrane transporter activity. Gene Ontology annotation, cellular component: membrane. The transcript is spliced from 9 exons.